CGUCUUUUCGUUGUCAAAAUGGGGAGUGCCAGAAUCUGUGGUUAGGUUUCAUUUGAGCUAGAUAAGUGUGUUAAUUCUAUCAUUGUACGUUUUGUAAUCGCUUUCAUCGUAACUAUGGAUCCUGCUGUCUUCCCUGAGGAAAUCUGGAUUGAAAUCUUAUUAUACUGUGAUGUACCUGAUAUUAUCGCUUUCGGAAGCACCUGCAAAUACCUGCGAAAAACUUCGGAUAAUGAUUACUUAUGGAAAAUGAAAUGGUUGCAGUUGCUGUCAAAAGUACAAUUUAGAUUCCCAGACAUUAAAUGUCUGCAGCUGCUUGGUGUAAGUUUUAAAGCGACAUGCUACAGGCUGCAUAUGGUCCUCACACUAGGAGAAGCUUUUCCUUUUCCAAAAUGCUGCCACUGUAGUGGUUACACAUGUCAGAGAAACUGUGUGGAGAGCUCUAGUGCUAAAGUAGUCUUAGAAAUUGGCAACAAAUUCACCUGGGUAAUCACCCCACAGAUUGGUUUAAAGAGGCACUUUUCGAUGUUCGGCAUUCCCAAAUACAAUGACGAAAUGCACGCCGAACAAACACAGUUACAAAAUAAUAUUCCGAGUUGUAGUGGUCGAGCCAAGGACAGCAAAUCGCUGGCGAAAACGCUCAAGUUCAUGAAACUCUCGGAAUUAACUAUCACGACCAAAAUGCCACGACCGAGUGGACCUUUUUGCGUCUUUUGUAAUUCGCUGAAACUAUAUCGAGAGAAAAGGAGAUUGGCUACACAUCCGAAUGAUGCCUCUUAUACUCAUUCCAAUCCAGUCGAUCAGAAAUUAGUCAAUGGGUACUGCACUGAUGCAGUUGAUGUAUUGGGAAUUCCGAAUGUGGAUGUAGUUUGUCCGGCAGAAGCUUUGCUUUGUGAUGGAUCUUUUUCGGUACUAAAAAUUUAUAUUGAUCAUCUGUUCCAUCAAAUGGGACUAACAACAACGCUUCGGAAACCGAACGCGGUACUCAUGUUCUGCGAACCUCUGGCCAUGCAUCCCUCACUUAGGAAACAGUUGCUUCACUAUUUGUUUCAGGAAGUCAAAGUUGCCAGGGUAUGCUUAGUUCCAAAACCGUUGGCAGCAUGUGCGAUGUUGGAUAUAGAAACGUGUGUUGUGAUAGACAGCGGAGCUCUAAGUACAACUGUAGCGGUUGUAAUCGGUGGAAGAGUAGUUCCUCAUCGAUGGAAACUACUUCCCGUAGGGGGUUGGCACGUCGCGUGUCAUUUAAAAAAUGCACUUUACUGGCAGGCAAAGGAGUAUCACCAAAUUCCAAUAUCGUUCCUAGACUACAUGGCCGUUAAAGAAAAAUGCAGGCUUAAUUACAGGGACGAGAAUGAGGAAAGGAAAAUGAGGGAAAAUGACAAGAAGAUGAAAGAUAAUGAUAGAAAGAUGAAGAAAGAGAACAUAAAAUUCAAGGUCGAUACAUAUGCGGAUUACAAACAAUUCUGGAGAGUCUCAUUAGGAGAAGAACUUUUCGUUGCUCCGGAGAUGAUGUACAUCAGUCUAGGCUUACCUCAAGUAAUUAAGGAUGUUACUUCAGGCCUUUCAGAAGAAGUCUUGCAGGAUUGCCUCUCCCAUAUUCUGCUAACAGGAGGCAACACGGAUUUGUCAGGAUUUAAUCUUCGACUAUCGAAAGACUUAAGAGAAUUGCUCCCAGAGUACAGUCAUAUUCUAGAAGUUAGAAGUUGCCCAGGUACACACAGCUGGAAUGCUGCGAUGGGCUCGACUUAUGUUUCUUUGGAAGUUCAUCCAGAUAAAACACCGCCAGAAUACGUUGAGGGACAUCCAUUUUGGCUUUCACGAGAAGAAUACGUGCUUUUCGGUUGCCAAUCUUUGGAGCAACAAAGGAGAAGUAAAGUCGCCACUUUCGAAUAAGAGCGAGUUAAAAUUAUACCCGAAUUUAAAGCCCCCCUCCAUAAUAUCACAUAAUAUCAGAAAAGUAAAUGUUACCAUUAUAUAAUAUAUUUUAUCCCAUGUUGUCUAUGAACUCAUAAAUCGGAUUGAAGGCAGGACCCAUUCAUUUUCUGAGCGUCCAGUGAAGCGCUUUGAACAUUUGUUGAUUUUUAAAUAAUUUCUAUCACGUACUAUUAUUAACCAAAUUUGUACAAAUUAAUAACAUAAAUUGCAUUUAAAUUAAGAUCACGCAUGAAUAAAAUAAAUUGUAUAUUUGUUUAUAUUCUCAUCAAAUAUAUCUAAGGUAUAGGAUGAGAACGUAUCGGUUUUUAUGUAAUAAUUUGACUAGAGCUGCGCUUUAAGUUUGAAAAAUAUCAUUUUCAUUCAUAUUGUUAUGUUAGUUUAUCCUUCAGAGUAUAUUAGCUAUAUAUAUUCAAAUAACUUGAAGCUUGUAAGGCAGAAAGAAUCUAGAUUUUCAUAAAAUUUCAACUUUCUGCACCACCCGUUUGUCACUUUGAUGACAAACGAAAAUCACUCUUUGGCAAGUAUCGACACUACAAAAAUUGAAAUGUGUUUGAAUUUCAAUUAAUUUUUAUUUGUUUACGUAAUAUAAUGUUAAAUAUUUUUACGGUUCACUCUAAUAAGUAUUAUUAUUUUUUCCAAAAAGAAAACCAUGUGUUCAAAUGACUCCGAUCAAAACUUUUGUUAAACAUUUUUAAUAAUGUUCUCCUUAUUUUAUUUUAAAAAUGUUAUUUCGAGUUGUAUUUUCGAAAACAGAUUCUAUUUCUUGAAUUCCGUUUCAUUUUUAAAUGUAAGGCUAAA
Molecule: messenger RNA, 2730 nt
Organism: Belonocnema kinseyi
Lineage: Eukaryota; Metazoa; Arthropoda; Insecta; Hymenoptera; Cynipidae
Product: actin-related protein 6-like
Exons: 5
Coding region: 115-1890 (591 amino acids)
Molecular function (GO): protein binding
Source: RefSeq, a predicted model, not a curated record